This is a messenger RNA of Aureococcus anophagefferens, 1116 nucleotides long. RefSeq lists its product as hypothetical. The coding region runs from base 1 to 1116 and encodes 371 amino acids. NCBI's taxonomy places the organism in Eukaryota, Pelagophyceae, Pelagomonadales, Pelagomonadaceae. The transcript has a single exon. The record is from RefSeq and is a predicted model, not a curated record.
AUGCCGUCGGUCUACAGCCCGCCGCCCAGUAUGCCGCUCAAGCGGAAGAAGAAGCCCAAGGUGUCGCGCGACAGCGUGGAAGCGCUCUUCGAGGACAUGCUCCACCAGGUGGAGCGCGGCGUCCAGCGCAUGGAGGCCCUCGAGCGCGACGUGGCGAGCGAGCAGGAGGCGCGGAGCCGCGAGGCCUGGGAGGCCGCGGAGCGCUUCGAGGCCCUGCAGCGCAGCAGCCGGGGCUCGCUCGAGGCCGCGCAGGCCGCGCUCGACGGCGAGCGCGCGACGUUCGCCGCGGAACGCGCGGCGCUCGAGUCCGCGCUCGAGGCGGACCGCGCGGCCUUCCGGGCGCUGGCCGCCGCGCGGGCGACGCUCGUGCAGCAGAUGGUCGACGGCGAGGACGAGAAGGAGGAGCGGCCCGCCGCGGCGCCGCCGAAGCGGAACGACGACGCGUCCGAGCUCCUCGGCGCGCUGCGCCGGGGCCUGCCCGUGGUCAAGCACUCGCGCCGCGGCAAGCCGAAGAAGACGGUCCUCUUCCUCGACGACGAGGACGCGCUGCGCUGGGCGCGGAGCUCCAAGGACGUCGCGGAGCUCUCGCGGCGCCGGCAGCCGACGGGCGCGGACGCGUCGCGCCAGGAGAAUCUGGUGCCCGAGGCCGCCGACGAGGGGCCCUUCGGCAACUCGCCCGACGAGUUCGACAUCGACUACCUCGGCCGCGACGCGAAGCCCAAACGGGGCCGCCGCCUCUCGACGAAGGCGCUCCGGCGCCGCGUCCGCCUCUCGCCCGACGCGGACAUCUCCGUGCUCCGCGGCAAGCACACGCCGAACUUCGCCCGCGACGCCGCGAAGCGCGUCGACGCGGACCGGUGCCUGAGCGUCGUCGUCGCGGCCCACGACGUCGACGAGACGGGCCGCACGUCGCUCGACGUCGAGGCCGCGUCGCGCGCGGAGCGCGACGCGCUCGCCGACGCGCUCGACGCGCUCCUCGCCGAGCGCGCGAACCACGUCCUCAAGGACCCCCGGAGCCACUGGGCCGUGCUCAAGACCGUCCUCAAGGCGACCCGCGCGCCGCCGCCGGAGCCCGAGACGCGCGCGGCCCCGCACGUGCGCUUCGCCGACGCGUAA